UGUUAACGAAUCUUCUGAUUGGUCAAGAGCGGAACUUGCCGUAACCAAUCGUCUGUAAGCGCAGCACAAUUCAAAGCGGCGGUUAGAGGGCAGCAACCGAUUCAGUAAAUAGUCAUUUUUACCCGCCUGUAGUGGGGAUAGCAGAGAGAACUGAAUCGCGGCGUAGCCGCUACGAACGGGAACAUGUCAUACAAGAACAUUUACUACUCGGACAAGUACACGGAUGAACACUUCGAGUACAGGCAUGUUAUGUUACCCAAAGAGUUGGCCAAGCAAGUACCCAAAACUCAUCUUAUGUCAGAAGAAGAAUGGCGAAGGCUUGGUGUGCAGCAAAGUCUGGGAUGGGUCCAUUAUAUGAUUCAUGAACCAGAGUCAGCGCAGUGGAGCCCACGGGGCCAUCUUCAGAGAUUCUGUAACCUUCAAGCCGCACAUUCUGCUUUUUAGAAGACCCCUUCCAAAAGAUCAACAGAAAUGAACUGCUUUGUGUUUAUUCUUUUGGGACAAUAUGUACAUACUGUAGUAUUCAGUGAAUACAAAGACUCUCAGCCAUACAAACACAACUGUGCACGAGCUGUAUAAACGGCAAAGCGCUCAGUUAGUGAACCUUUAAAUGGAGCUGCUAUUUUACGUUCUUUAUGUGUAUUUCCCCUCUUCUGUCAUGGCUGUUGUGAAUCACCACUUUUCCCCGUCUGUUUAAUAAAGUUUACAUGUUGCAUGUCUGAUCUUAAA
This is a messenger RNA of Xenopus laevis (African clawed frog), 729 nucleotides long. RefSeq names its product CDC28 protein kinase regulatory subunit 2 S homeolog (gene cks2.S). Gene Ontology annotation, molecular function: cyclin-dependent protein serine/threonine kinase regulator activity. Bases 184 to 444 code for a protein of 86 amino acids. The record is from RefSeq and is a predicted model, not a curated record. The transcript has 4 exons. NCBI's taxonomy places the organism in Eukaryota, Metazoa, Chordata, Amphibia, Anura, Pipidae.